Amborella trichopoda is the source of this 5466-nucleotide messenger RNA. Lineage: Eukaryota; Viridiplantae; Streptophyta; Magnoliopsida; Amborellales; Amborellaceae. The record is from RefSeq and is a predicted model, not a curated record.
AUGGCUGCCCGAGAGAAGGUCUGGGCAGGGGAUCCUGUUGCUAUGAAGACUGCCCGAGUUAUUCAGUACUGUGCAGUUCGUCCAGAAAUACAGGAACUCAAGUCUUGCAGAAUCAUCGAUCUCUUAUUCAACGGCGGAUCUCCAGGGUGUUUAGGUGAGUCGCGCUUUCUCUCUACUUCGAAUUUAGAAAUUGCACAAAAUGUAUCUGGAACCUUGGAGAAAGCCAUUUUGAAAUCUCAAUGGACUUCACUUGAGCGUAUAUCUCGAGUGAUGACUAUGGACCUGAUCGCUGAUACAAUGGUUAAGCUUCGUUCUAGACCUCAUAAAAUUCUAGGGUUUGUCAAGCACUUAGAAUCGGAUUUAGUGUUUCAUCUCGAUCUCAGAUGCUUAUGCAUCGCAAUUCACAUCAUUGCUGGUCUUGAAAAUCCCCAACCAGCUUUGCAACUCCUUCAAAGAAUCGUUAAUGGUGGCUUUGGCCCUAAUACUUUGAUUUUUGAUGCUUUAAUGAAAGCCAAAGAAGUUUGUGAAACCAAGAAUACACUGGUUUUCAAUUUGUUAAUUAAGGCCUGUUGUCAUUUGCAAAAGAGUGAUGAAGCUGUGCAAAUUUUCUAUUUGAUGAAAGGGCAUAAAUUAAGUCCUAGCAUUGAGUCCUGUAAUUUCCUUUUAAGCACUCUUUCGAAGCAAAACAAGACCGAGACUGCUUGGGUUAUCUAUGCUGAGAUUUUUAGGCUAAAAAUCCCUUCAAGUAUUGUUACCUUCAAUAUAAUGAUCAAUAUUUUGUGUAAAGAAGGGAAAUUAAAUAAGGCAAAAGAGUUCCUCAGUUACAUGGAGGGGCUUGGAUUUAAGCCCACUGUUGUGACAUAUAACACAGUUUUAAAUGGAUACUGUAAUAAAGGCAAGGUUCAAAUUGCCCUAGAAAUCUUUGACACUAUGAAGAAUAGGGGGGUGUCUCCUGAUUCUUUCACAUAUGCAUCUUUGAUAAGUGGGCUUUGUAAAGAAGGAAGACUUGAGGAAUCAGCUCAAUUUUUGGCAAAAAUGGAGGAGAGCGGCCUGGUUCCCACUGUCGUGGCUUAUAACGCAAUGAUAGAUGGGUUUUGUAACAAUGGGCGAUUGGAAAUGGCCUUUAAAUAUAGAAAUGAGAUGAUUAAGAGAGGAAUAGAACCCACUAUUUGCACUUAUAAUCCUCUUAUUCAUGGGCUUUUUAUGGCUGGGAAAAAUAAGGAAGUGGAUGAUAUGAUCAAGGAAAUGGUAUCAAGAAAUGUGGGUCCUGAUGUUUUUACAUAUAAUAUAUUGAUUAAUGGGUAUUGUAAAGAGGGCAAUGCUUCUAAGGCAUUUGAACUCCAUGCUGAGAUGCUUCACAAAGGGAUUGAGCCCACUAAGGUUACUUAUACCUCGCUUAUAUAUGGUCUAUGUAAGCAAAAUAAGAUGGAAGAGGCUGAUCGCUUAUUUAAAGAGGUUAUGACUAAGGGCAUUAGCCCAGAUGUGGUAUUGUAUAAUGCCUUAAUUGAUGGACAUUGUGCAAUUGGGAAUGUAGACGAUGCUUUUAUGCUCCUUAAAGAGAUGGAUGAUAAGAAGCUUUUUCCAGAUGAAAUUACAUAUAAUACAUUGAUGCGCGGAUUGUGUAUAGUUGGGAAAGCCGAUGAGGCUCGGGGGCUCAUUGACAAGAUGAAGGAAAGAGGAAUCAAGCCUGAUUAUAUUAGUUAUAAUACUCUUAUCAGUGGGUAUAGCCGGAAGGGUGAAAUGAAUAAUGCUUUUAAGAUCCGCGAUGAGAUGUUAAGUACAGGUUUCAAUCCCACUAUUCUCACUUACAAUGCCCUUAUUAAAGGGCUUUGCAAGGCGAGAGAAGGGGGUCAAGCUGAGGAGCUCCUCAAAGAGAUGGUGAGCAGGGGCCUAAUGCCUGAUGAUGGCACGUAUAUCUCGAUGAUCGAGGGGCUUUCUGAGAAGGUGGAAAAGAGCAAGCUUUGAAAUAGCAAGGGCGUGUGUUAUGAUUGAAGUGAUUCUUUUUGUCUUAAAAAUACACCAAGGGAAUCACUUGGCUGGUCUUAUCUCUUGAGUGGAAGUGAAGUUAACAUUUCCAUGUUGAUGAGGGCACAAUUUUUGCCAAAAUGCAAGGACCUGCUCACCAAUGGGUGAUCAAAUGAUAGGUGCUAUUUUACAGUGGCAUUUGUACUUCCAAAUUUGGAUGGAUUGCUUUUUAGAACUUGCAUGAUUAGGGCUAUUCUAUAGUGAGAUUCUGUUGAUGCAAAUAUGGGGGUGGCUUCAUGUAACUUUCUCUUCCUUCCUUGUUGAGAUUCCAUGAAGGCUGCCAUUCUAUGUCGUGCACCUACAAAGUCAAGGGUUGCAGAUAUGAUUUGAUCACGGCUGACACAAUCUUGAUGAUUAAAGUUGGAAAAGCAUAAGAUGCAGGGGAUUGGUGCUUGCAAGGUUUCAUCGAUUAAAACUAUGUCAUCUGCGAACAAUAACUUCAGGAAUGCCGAUGCUUUGCAACCUCCCUCGAGUUCAAUUCACACUCAUCUAUCGAGAGGCCAAUGCAGAGGCUGAGCAUCUGGCUAAGGGAGCUACCCAGGGUGCAGGUAUGCAGCCCUCCACUUAAAACCCAUUUUCUCUCCCCCCUCUUUCUCCCCCCCUAAUCUUCUCUCUGUCUCCCCUCUUUCACCUCCUCCUUUACCCCGUUUUCAGGGGAAAAAAAAAAAAGGACAAAAAAAGCAAAAAAAAAAAAGAUAUAAAGGAAUUAGAAAUUUUAAAAUUUUGGAUUUCUCCCUUUUCUCUCCUUCUAUUGCUUCCCUCUUUCCGGUCUUUCGAAGUCUCUCCCUCUCUGCUGUCAAUUUUAAGUUUUUCUCCCCCUCUUAAUCUCGUCCCCCUCCUUCUGGGUCUUCUUUCUUCACCUCUCUGCUUCUAUACCAACCCUGCUCUCGUCUUAUUCCUCCCACGCAGGUACCCCUAACUUCCUUCUCAACCUAGCUCUCACCCUCCCUUAUUUUUCUCUCUUCUACUCCAUCCUUAGUUGCAAUUUAUUAUGUUCUCCCUCUCAUCGCUAUGCACCUCCAUGACCAUAUCUAUUAUGGUGGUGAGGAAUUCGAUAUUGAUAUAUUGUCCACACUUGCCAACUAAAUAAAACAUUUUCUCCCUGGAAAUAGCCGUUUUCCCAUAGUUGUCUAUUGGGAAAAGGCAAAUGCUGUAGCAAAUUGGGAAAGGAUUUUUCCCAACUUUGCGUGGAAAAUGGCACUCCACCUCAGGAAUUGGAUUGCUAUUUUCUCACAUAUGUUCUCCACAUGUGGGGCUUUGGUUUCUAUUCAUGAACUCGGGGCUGGGCGAGGGGGAGCAUAGGCAACCCCCCACCCCUUCCCAUUUUUUCUUUCCCACAUGUCCGAACCUUCUCUCUCUCAAAAGAAGCUCUCGAUAAAUCCUAGAUCUCUCAGCAGAAGCUCUCUUUCAAUCCAUUCUCUUUUUCCAAAACCCUAAUAUUUCUUUUGAAAAUCGUUUUAUUUCCAAAAUCCUAAUAAGCACUCAUGAAGGUGUUGCUUGCACACCAACGGAGCACCUUAGGCACCAGAAAUUGACCAUAAAGAGUCAAAGAUAUGUGCGAUUGACCUCUGCUGCUUUGGUCUUUUAUUUGACUCAUGUUUAAGGGUCUCAUUGCGAAGCUUGAGCAGCUAAGCCAGAUGGUGGAGAAGCUCAAGAAUCAGGGUUGAUUUUGGAGAAUAAGUUCGUGAUCGUCUCCUCUCUGGUUUAAUGUUGCUUUUUCAAGGUUUUUUGUAUUUUUGGGGUUUGUUUUAUCUUUCCUUAAUUGGAGUGAGAAUCCUCUCUCUCCCCCUCUCCUGUCUUGAAUUUACAUGUGGUGAUUAGCUUUGAAUUUUAUCCUCUCUUUCUCUAAUUUCUUGAAGACUUAAUGUUAAUGGUUAAAAACGGGAAAUGAUUGAUGGGUAUGUGGCUUUUAGUUUUUGCAUCUGGUUUUAUUUCUUGCUUUUAUCUGUUAGAAUUUUUGGUUUGAUUCUCCCAAAUUUAAUCCUGGAUUAUCAAUUAUGGACGGUUUGCUUAUUAACUUUAGGGUUUGAUUCUCUGAUAUUUUGCUGGGUUUUCAUUGUAUCUUCAAACUAUCGGGCUUCUCUUGGGCUCAUCUUGAAAAGGAUCAGUGUACUGUGGUAAUGUCUGUUGAUGAUCCAAUCAAGUGAAAAACUGUUUUAUUUUUUGUAGAGUCUCUUAUCAAUAUGCUGCUUGCUCUUACUGAAUUUUGUCAACCUGUUAUCUUGUCCCUCUGGCAUUGGAGGCCUUUUUUGCGACCAAUGAGACAAUUCAACCUUCUCAGAAGCCUUUGCCCUCCUUGCUGGUCUGAGGCAAUUCAACCCCAUCUGGGGUAACGACCUGGUUGUUGAAGGGAUUCCAAACACACCAUAUCCCGGGAUUCCAACUCCUUCCCCUGCCAUUCGUAUUGGGCCCAUAUUUUCAAUGAAAUCCACCACAUAUCUGAUUCUAUCACCAUCUCCUGGAGGCACGUUUGGAGGGAAGCAAAUGCUGAAGCGGAUCUCUUGGCCAAGGAAGGGGCCUCCAUCAAUCCUCAGUGGGGAUGCUCCAGCUACUUUUUCACCUACUGACCCCUUUCUGUCUUCACCCCUUUUUGUGAUUAAUUGUGAAGAUCCUUUGGGUUACUUGGGCCUCUACUGGGCUUUGUAUGGGCCCCCCACUGUAUGGGAGGCCUAUUUGUUGGUUUUCAGAUGCUUCUUGUAACUCUUGCGCCCUUACUCAAUACAAACAGUGAACAGAUUAAAAAAAAAAACCCUGUUAUCUUACCUAAUUUUGUGAGCCUAGGAAACUUUUGAAAAUGGACUGCCUUUCUCGGUGCUUACAUAAACUCUCUAUGUUGAACGCAUUUGUGGUAUUUUGGAUUCCUGGAUACCAUGGUGACACCAUUUGUCAACCGAGUAUCACUUCGUGCAGAUUUCGUCAGUUUGACUGCACUAUGUUGGGAGUGGAUUUUUUGUUGUAGGUUUCAUCAAUGGACUGCAUUGUUUAGUGUAUUGCAUGCUAAAAUGCGAAGCAGAAGCUCGUCUUUCUACUUUUCAUGUUGCAGCAAUUAGGUGGCAUGUUUUUCUCUGAGAUCGUUGUGCUGGCUUCUUUCGAUGCAAGGUGGAUUUGGGAAAGAUUGUGGUUAAGUGGAUAGAGGAACCCAACAAUGCUGGAAGGUGAUCUUUUUAUCUCGGCGAUAAAGAGGGUGUGCGGCGAAGAUAAUCAGCAUGUGCUCUCAAAUGCUUGAGGCCUUAAAAAUUUUGUGAUAAUUAUGUUCACUUCAAUACCACUGGCUAACAUUGGAAAUUGGAAAUUUGCUUGAAAUAAAAAGCUGUAACAUGAUUUGUAUUGUACACCAAAAUUCAUGUGGGUGGAGUCCAUGGGAGACUUCAUGAUUUUUCAAAUGAAAAUCAUAUAUACGGACGUGCGCCAUUUGAGGGGAAUACAUACUUUGACGGAUUA